AUGAACUUUGCGCCCUACCAGGACCAGUCCCCCGACAUCGAGCGCGCGCUCUCCCCUCCCCUCGCAAAUGCCAACCGCAUACAUACCGCUUCUCCCCGUCACACACCAUCACCGCUAAGCCAAAACCACCCAAGGAACUCGUCGAACCUAGAAAGAAACACACAAAGUAAUGCGCAGGGGUUUGGAUCCGGCUUUGGAAGAGAUGUCGAGGGAGGACGUAUGAGCCUGGGCGCGUUCGAGACCAGUCUCCCGUUGCGCAUGGAUUAUGAAGCUAUGCUUGCAUAUCUCUUGCUACCACCUGCAGGAGGCGUGUUUUUACUUUUGGUAGAGCAUAAGAGUGAUUAUGUACGAUUCCACGCCUGGCAAUCUAGUUUGCUUUUCACCUUCAUGUUUGUUAUUCAUAUGCUCUUUGCUUGGUCAAGUAUUAUAUCCUGGUUAUUGUUUCUAUUCAACCUUGGCCUCAUUGGGUUUCUGAGCAUGCAUGCCUACCGCGACGUUGAUUCCCUGGAACACUAUCAAGUUCCUAUCUUUGGGCCGUUGGCUAACUCUUUUGUUGAUGAUGAGUGA
Nannizzia gypsea CBS 118893 is the source of this 567-nucleotide messenger RNA. RefSeq lists its product as hypothetical. The record is from RefSeq and is a predicted model, not a curated record. Lineage: Eukaryota; Fungi; Ascomycota; Eurotiomycetes; Onygenales; Arthrodermataceae. The transcript has 4 exons. Bases 1 to 567 code for a protein of 188 amino acids.